Wyeomyia smithii (pitcher-plant mosquito) is the source of this 1374-nucleotide messenger RNA. RefSeq lists its product as uncharacterized. The transcript is spliced from 2 exons. Gene Ontology annotation, molecular function: carbohydrate binding. The record is from RefSeq and is a predicted model, not a curated record. Bases 99 to 1037 code for a protein of 312 amino acids. NCBI's taxonomy places the organism in Eukaryota, Metazoa, Arthropoda, Insecta, Diptera, Culicidae.
CAAAGGAGAUAACCUCUGUUCUACGAACUAUGUAUGUGCUCGAACUCACAGCACCAUUCUCAAAUUUACUCAGAUGUCCAGUAUAAGAUGCAUCGCUUAUGAUCUUCGAUGAUUCAGUUAUUAUUUCACCUCGUUUAAGAUCGGUUCAGCAGCGACUUCAAGUUUUACCAGAAGCACAAACAACCAAAGUGAUCAAAAUGAAUCUGCUGAAGCUGAACCUUUGUCUACUCGUUCUAUUAUUGAUCGAGUGCGUCAAUUUGUCGAAUGCUGGCUAUGGCUGCAAAGGAAAACACAAAUGGAACAGCAGACGGCAUCGCGAUGUACACAUCGAAAUCUAUCGCCCGAAGGGAGUGAUGAUUUGGUAUCCAAAACACCCACGAGUUGUGAUGUUUGGCAUACAAAUUUUCCUUAACUCACCGUCGACGGAGUUGUCAAUCGGCCUCAACACUACGAACGUCUCCUACGGGAAGUUCAUCUUGCGGGACGAUAACGCUAUUAUUCGUGCAAGAGAUCGUUUGCACUACACAGCGAUGAUGCGAAAAAUUGAUGGGUCGUAUUUUAAUGAAACUGAUGAAUUUUAUGUCGCUCGUGGUAGGAUCACCUCCCGUCAGGCUGAGUGCUCUCGCGGCAAUCAAGCAAUCACACCAAACUCUGAUGUUACUAAAUUACAGCAGAAAAUUACCGUCUUGCAAAACGUAGUUUCCGACGUGUUUCAGCAUUGUAACAAUAACACCCAAUCCGGUAAUCGUUUGUAUCUAAACAUCCGUCUCAUGGAAACCGGACUGGAUCCGGAAGGACUUCACAACUACACUCUUAAUGAGCUGAAGAAGUUCAUUCCAAGCCUGGACUGGGAUACCGUCCUCAUCCACACCGAAUAUUAUGGUGAUGGCAUCGCUUUCGAGGUUAAAACUUUCGUUGAUAAGCUGCUGGUGCUGCAAAUGUCUAAAGGUUCUGGACAAUUUACCAUCAGCGAGUUGGAUGAGUUAGACGAACAGAUCGCGGACAAUGAAAUUGAUUCGUACGAUUACGGAGAUUGAAUGAAAGUGACCCAAUGCUCUGCUCAUUGUACAUUGAAAAUUUGAAUUUCAACGUAUGACUUAUGUUAGAAAAGAUAUUAAACUGUGUUUACUCAAACAAAGAUUCAUCCAUUCGUCGCCAGAUGUCAGUUUCGCCUGUCGACAGUAUUUACUCUAGCAGCAAACAAUCGAACCACCCAAAUGAUUAUAGGAGAAAAAAAAAACUCGAACUUUGUGGCAUCGUUUUUUAUUUUUCACUUGGAUUAAUCCUUUAUAAUUUGUUUUUGUUUUGUAUCUAAUUAAUAAUACAACAUAAUUAAAGAAAAAAGGUUACUUAUCAUCGCUAUGCUCGUUUAAA